Phragmites australis (common reed) is the source of this 1804-nucleotide messenger RNA. Its product is annotated as F-box protein At1g10780-like. Bases 149 to 1417 code for a protein of 422 amino acids. NCBI's taxonomy places the organism in Eukaryota, Viridiplantae, Streptophyta, Magnoliopsida, Poales, Poaceae. The record is from RefSeq and is a predicted model, not a curated record. Gene Ontology annotation, molecular function: protein binding. The transcript is spliced from 3 exons.
CACGGCCCCACCUCCAUUUCCCAGCCCCUCUUAAAUUUCGAGCCCUCCCCUCUCCACACGAUUUGCACACGCUCCCCUCGCCGCACCGCACCUGAUCCGCGCCGAUCCCCCCUUCUCGGCUGCCGCCGUCCGGCGUUCCGCCGAGAGCAUGGAGUACGGUGGCAUGGACGCGCUCCCCGACGGCGUCGUGCAGCGCAUCCUCUCGCAGCUGAGCAACGCCUGCGACAUCGCGGCCUGCGCCGGCGUCUCCCGCUGCUGGCGCGACAGCGUGCCCUUCCUCCCGGCGCUCUACUUCCCGCGAGGCGCCUUCGACGGCGCGGCUCCUGGAGGCGUGGUGGCCGCGGCCGACGACGCCAUCGGCCGGAUGGUCGACGCCGCCGCGCGGCUCGAGGAGCUCGUCGUCUACUGCCCAUUCUCCACCGCGCUGCUGCCGACGUGGCUCGCGGCGCGGAGCGCCACGCUGCGUGUGCUCGAGCUGCGGGUGGACUCCGCCGACGCCGACAAGUGGGGCCACCUGGACUGCAUCGGGGUGAACGCGGGCCUCGAGGAGCUCAGACUGUGGGGGCUGACGAUGUCGCGCCCGCCCGCGUGGGGGCGGAUGGAGUGGCUCCGCGUGCUGGAGAUCGUCGGCGCCGUGCUUGGGGACACCGCGGUCAACGGCGCCGUCGCCGCGUGCCCCAACCUCACUGACCUCUCCCUGCUCGGGUGCGAGUGCGCCGGUGAGGCGGCCAUCUCGCUCGCCCUGCUCGAGCGGUGCCGGCUCGACUUCGUCGGCCCUGGCAACUGCUCCCUCAAGCUCGCCGCGCCCCGCGUCGAGUCCCUUGAGGUUCAGGGCUUCAGCUGGAUCUCGCUGCGAGGCGGCGACCGUCUCAAACACUUCACUAUCUCCAAGAACACUGGUAGGGUGUACCAUGUGGAGACGGGAAAUCUUCCGGAGUUGGAGCAGCUCUCGCUGCGCGGCGUCCAGUGGAGCUGGGGAGCCAUCAGCUCGGUGCUGCUGUGCGCGAGCGAGGUGAGGCACCUGCUGAUGAAGAUUGAGUUCUGCGGUGAUUUCGAUACGCUCCAGCCAUUCCCGGAGGUCGACCUCGUAGAGUUCUUCAACAGCCACCUGAAGCUUCGCAAGUUUGAGAUCCAUGGUGCCAUGUUCGCCGCUCUUUGCCAGAAGAACAGCUUGAAAAAUUUGGAUUCACGGUUCGCGAUACCUUGCUUGGAAGAGGUCCUGGUCACCGUGCGCUCACCUCUGAAUGCUGAGAAGAAGCUGAGCACCCUUGAGUCCCUUGUCAGGUACAGUGCGAGGCUGCGGAGGAUGGUCAUUAGGAUCUCGCAGAUGAAGAAUUGCCAUGCGGCCGCUGAUGAUUUCUUUGAAGAGAUUUGCAAGUUCACGUACAUGAAUAGCGGGAGAGUGUGCAUAGAAUAGAAGAGGUGCUGCAUAGUGCCAUUCUUCAAGUGAGUUGCGGCUGAACACAUGCAAUUUUUACUCAAUGGUGUUUGUUUAGGACAAUUUUAUUGGAGGUUUGAUUGUGCUGUUUGUUGUACCUGGAAUCUAUCAGCACUUCAGCACGCCUAGAAGUCAAUUUGGUUCUAUUUUUCACUAGUCUAAGCUUUGUGCUUACGCCUAGAAGUCAAUUUGGCUCUAUUUUUCACUAGCCUAAGCUAUGUGCUUGGAAACUGCACUGUUCUUUGUUUCCUGAAAUGUAAUAAACUCCUUUGGUUUGUUGCUGUACCUCUAACUAUGCUUGAUUUAAACAUUUAGAUCAUUGAAUAGAGCCUAGACCGAUGCAAAAAUAUAGGAGGGAGGGAUAGA